Messenger RNA from Callorhinchus milii (elephant shark), 2350 nucleotides. Its product is annotated as alpha-2,8-sialyltransferase 8F. Gene Ontology annotation, biological process: N-glycan processing; oligosaccharide metabolic process. Gene Ontology annotation, molecular function: alpha-N-acetylneuraminate alpha-2,8-sialyltransferase activity. The transcript is spliced from 9 exons. The record is from RefSeq and is a predicted model, not a curated record. NCBI's taxonomy places the organism in Eukaryota, Metazoa, Chordata, Chondrichthyes, Chimaeriformes, Callorhinchidae. Bases 358 to 1602 code for a protein of 414 amino acids.
CCCGAGGCUGAGGAGAGAAGAGAGAGAUAGGAAUAAAGCUUCAGGUUAUUCUGCAUUGACGGAUUUGUUUUUGAGAGAGGUUGUGAGACAGACAGCUCUUGGAAUCCAAUGUGAAACAAUCUGUCGCAGAAUGAGGAGCCGGUGACGGAUCUCAUUACUGGACGCUCUCGGAACAGACAAAAUCACAAACUGCUGCAGAGUUAAAGGGCAACGUCAAGGACGCAAAAACAGCAGAGAAUGGCAAGUUGACAGAUGCAAACAGAGUGUCCGGCUCUGACCUCUGCAACAUUCUCAUGUGUCCUUUAAGACGAUUCAGUCCGUCCUCCUGCCCCUGACUGUAUGUGAACAGCUUAUGAUAUGGUUCAUCAAUGUGUGGUCAGAACUGUGCUGAUCAGCUGCGGCGUUUGCAUCUUUCUGUUUGGAAUUCUUGUUAAUUUUGAGGAACCACUUAAUUACAGGUACAUGGUGCAACUUUCAAAACUGAAGCUAAAUUAUAUGUUUGGUUCAAGGUCCCAAGCUAAUCAGAAUGAAAGUUUAGACGUGCCCACCGAUUGUUCGAGCUGUGAAAGCACCAGCCAGAGGCUGAAAUCACUGUUCCUGUUGGAGGACAAACGACCUGCAUGUGAGAAGCUUUACAACAGGAUUGCCUCCGCCUCCAACCAGUGGAGAUCCGAGGAAGAUGUUCUCAGAAACAUCGCAAAGAUCCAUCAGUGCAAAUGGGGCAAACAGAAAAGAGCAGUAGAAAAUUUCAGAUGGGAAUUGAGAAAAUGUUGCCGCACACUUUCCGGGUCCUUUGUCACCCAACGGAACACGCCGGUGGGGACCGAGCUGUUCUACGAAGCAGAACCGAAAAAGAAAAUUAAAAUCACUCCUUCCAUCUUUGCCAUCUUUCCCAAGGAUUCGCCAUUCAGGGGUCGAUCCAUCCAGCGCUGUGCCGUGGUUGGGAAUGCCGGGAUACUGCACAACAGCAGUUGUGGGGCUGAGAUUGAUCAGGCAGAUUUUGUGUUCCGGUGUAACCUUCCUCCCAUGGGUGGGAACUUCACCAAGGACGUUGGAAGCAAAACACAUUUGGUGACAGCAAAUCCGAAAGUCAUCAUAGAGAGGUACGCCGAGCUACACAAAAGAAGGAAACCAUUCGCCAACACCUUGGUGAUCUACAAUGAUGCUCUCCUCCUCUUCCCAGCCUUCUACCACUCCAAAAACACAGCUCUUUCCUUCAGAGCCCACUAUACCCUACAGGACUUCAAGUCCAAACAGAGAGUGAUCUUCUUCAACCCUAUUUAUCUAAAGCACUUGGCUCACUUUUGGCUUUCCAAAGGGAUGCAGGUGCAGAAUCUCUCCACCGGCAUUACGGUGGCAAGUAUGGCCAUGGAGCUCUGCAGUGAAGUGUGGAUUUAUGGCUUCUGGCCGUUUGGGAAGAACACUGAAGGCGAGUUGAUGUCACACCAUUACUUUGACAGCCUGCUAGCAGAGCCAGACUUGCACUCAACUUCAAAUGAGUUCUACCAGCUCCUCCGUAUGCACAGUAAAGGCAUUGUCAAACUUCAGAUGGGUCAGUGUGAGGCAGAGGAGACAGAUGAAUUCACCUUGAAGCCAGGAUAGUUAGACCAUGACAGCUGCUCAAAUAUAGGCUUGAUUCCCAACCAGAGGGUCAAGUGCUUCAGUCCAGAUCCAUGAGCCUAUCUUUGAGUUACCUCCAUUGGGUGAAGUUCAUUGGUUGGAAACAAGACCUGGAUUGAUGCACACUUCUCAUAUAAAUAGCACUCUUUGUACAAAAUAUCACAACGUCAUAGAGAGUAGAGCUGUCAGCAUGAGACACGUUAUAUUGGAUAUGGGGCCUACCCAUUAAACAAUAGACCAUUCCACUGUUGAAUUCAUAUAGUGAAACAAGCCAUAGAAGUAGCUGAAUUGACUAAAUGAUUCCUUUUUCCUUCCUCUUUUUCACUCCAUGCAGCUCUAGAUUAUAAAAGAUAGGGUAGAAAGAGCGUCACCUGGAUGAUGCACUUCACUUUAAGGGGCUUUUGAUCAAGCUGGCUGCAAAAGGCUCCACUGACCUCAUUUCCACAAGCAGCGCCCCCCCCCCCGAUAUCUGAAGCUGAUAUCCGCUGGACAAAACACCUGAUCAUGACAAUUCUUAACAUUUUAACACAAAAGGGCUCUAGGAAAUUUAUAAGGCGCUUUAUCACAUAUGUAAAUGGCAUUCCAGUGCAGUGCUGGAGGAGUGCUCUGUUGCCAGAGGUAAUGUUCUUAGGUUGCAAUGUUAAACACAUCUAUCCGUUCAGGUGCAUGAUUCAGCUCAUGACACUAUUGGAACAGAAAAGGGAGUUUCUCCUGGUGUCCUGACCAACAA